AUGAAGGCCGAGCGGGAAAAUGACCGGAAUCUCAUGCGCGAUGCGCGCGAGAAUGUGGAGGUUGCCACGAACCGGCUCUCGGAGGGAUAUGAGCUUCGCCUCAUUCAGGUCGAUGCAGAUCGCGCAGUGCUGGCCGAGCAGGUGCGACAGCUGGAGAUGGAGAUCCGGAACCUCCAUGGCAACCACCUUCAGGACAUCCAGGCGCACCGUGGCUGGCACUCAAACGCCUUGGACGCGCUCUUCGAGAUGGGCGGUGUUGAGACAGCUUGGAUGGCUGCGAUGGCUCGCCUUACACUGCGCGCCUGGAAGCAGCUGCUGCAUGGCAAGGAAGACUGUCACCGACGCCGGUGUCUUUCUGGAAAGGUUGCGGCGCGGCAUGUCCAGGAGACAGACCUUCAAGCCAAGCGUGCACUUUGGGCUGCGUGGCGCAGCGUGGCACUUCACCACGCCCAGCGGCACCGGAGCGCGGGUGCCGUGGCACAGGCUUUGGCACGAGCCUCCGCGGGGGAGUCGAUGAGGCGCGGGGCCUUCGCCGCCUGGCGCCUGGCGGUCCAUCCGCUGCGAGGGUCUGCACGGAAGGCCAUGGUGAGCAUGCGCCUGGCUGCUGUGCAACAUCGCCAACGUGCUGCGCAACGAGACUUCCGCAGGAGCUGCUGGGAAAUCUGGGCUGCGAAUGCGCGCGAGGAGGCGAGAAGCCGGCGGGCGGAGGCUGCUAUUGCAGCGCUGCGUGCCCAGGUAACUUCGCAGGCAGAGGCUGCCCAGGCUGCCCAGAUCUUGGCUGAAGAGCGACUUCAGCAAGUCGAGCUGCGGUUCCAGGAGUCAGAGAUGCUUGCUGCAGAGACCAGCAGCCAGCAACUCCUGGAUCAGAAGCUCGUGAGCGCGAAGCUCGAGUCACGGCUGUCCACUGCCUCUGAGCGUGAGGAGGAACUCCGCCUCGAGGUGUCCCGCCUGGCAGAUUUGCUGACCGCCGCGGAGGCCGAGGUCCUUGAAAAAGCCAGCAACAUCGAUCGUGCUGAGGAACGUCUUGCUGCAAAGACGGCCGAGGCAGAAGCCUUCGAGCAAGCUGAGCUCCGGCAGCACAAGCAGGAGGCGGCGGUGGCCGGGCGCCUUGCGCGACUGGUGCAGCAAGCGGCAGACCAGGAGGAGGAGAUAGUCUCGUUGCAGACCUCGCUGCAAGCAGAGCGGGCUGCGCUGGCUGUGCUGCGGCGCAGCGACCAGAUCACCGACGCUGUGACGACAGCCAAGAGUCUCCCUGUUCGCCUUGUCCGUAUGGACGUGGACGAUGUCAAAGACAGGUGGCGGCUUGAGCACAGCUUCUCUGUGUCAGCCAUUCACAAAUCUGGCACUCUGCCGGAAACGCUUCCACUGGCUUCGGAGAGACCAAAGCGGCUCGCUAGCCGGAGUCAGUAG
Molecule: messenger RNA, 1410 nt
Organism: Symbiodinium natans
Lineage: Eukaryota; Dinophyceae; Suessiales; Symbiodiniaceae
Source: the annotation of a GenBank genome assembly